AUGUCGCCGGCUACAGCAGUUGCUGGCCCAAUAGCUGCAGCUACGGCUUCAGUAGCUUUGGGAGCAUAUUUGCUAGACUCAACUCUGGGAGUUUCCAUAGACAUUCGAGGAAUCCGGGAGGACAAGAAACGAGAAAAAUGGUUUGGCGAGCGUAUAGAGCGACUAGGUGACCGUGUCAACCUGUACCACUCUCUGGAGCUGGCUAUUCCCGAGGCAGAUGCCUUCUGGUUCGGAGGAAGGUCAUGGAAUUAUGCUGCCAUGAAAACCGAGGUGGAUGCAUUGGCACUCAGCUACCGGGCGAUCGGCGUCGUUGACAAAGAUAUGGUGGCUGUGUUCAUGACGAAUUCCCCGGAAAUGGUCUUCAGUCUGUAUGCUUUGUCGAAGCUGGGCGCUACGGUAGCCUUGCUCAAUUCUGCUUUGAGAGAUGAUACUUUGGCACACUGCAUCAAAGUGCCACAAGCGAGUCACAUCAUCAGCACUCCAGAUUUGGCUCUGUUUGCCGCCAGAGCAGCAGAGUCUCUUGACGGGACCAUCGAAACGUACUCGGUAAACCGUGGCUCUUUCGUGCCAUGGUUUGUUGCAACGGACACGGUCAACGUGAAAGACCUGCCAAUCAUCGACGCAGCAACAGCGACUCCAGUGAUUCCACCACGCGCUAGCCCCAACGACUUCGGCUUAUUGAUUUAUACUUCUGGCACAACAGGAAAACCGAAGGCGUGCGCCAUCAAGAACGGUCGCCUUGCCGGAGGAUCUGUUGUCUUAGCCAACGAUUUAGUGAACCCGAAGAAGUACUUGUCUCCCCUGCGCACCUACAGCUGCAUGCCCUUGUUUCACGGAACCACCCUUUUCGUCGGACUGUGCUACAGCGUGGGCGCGUCGGGGUGUUUCUGCCUGGCGCGGAAGUUUUCGGUGCGCAAUUUCUGGAAGGAUGUCUCUCAAUCACGUGCGACGAAAAUCUUGUACGUCGGUGAACUAUGUCGGUACUUACUAAAAGCGCCCCCAGGAGAGUACGACCGCAAGCAUCAGUGUAUUGUCGCCAUGGGGAACGGGCUACAAAAGGACGUCUGGCUGCCAUUCAUGAAACGCUUUGGAGUACCCGAGGUCCGCGAAUUCUACCGCUCCACCGAAGGUUAUGCGAAAUUUGACAACCAGCACUUUGGAAGCAGGAGAGGCGCGGGGAAGGUCGGGUUUCAGGGCGUGUACAGACGUCAACUCGAGAAAGACCAAUUUAUCGUCAAGUUCGACUACGACAACGAAAUGCCCUACAGGGAUCCGAAGACGGGGUACUGCGUGUUUGCAGCACCCAACGAACCCGGAGAGGUGAUCGCCAGGAUCAAGAACAUGGCGUUGUAUCCCGAGUACGUGGGGAAUACGCAGGCCACCGAGGCCAAGAUCAUGCGUGACGUUUUUGCGAAGGGCGACCUUUGGCAACGUAGCGGCGAUCUCCUAAGGCAAGAUCGACUCGGCUGGGUCACCUUCGUCGACCGGAUAGGCGACACUUUUCGAUGGAAAGGCGAAAACGUCAGUGCAGGUGAAGUGCGAGCCUUCAUAUCUGAAAUGCAGCAUGUAUUGGACGUCGUGGUGGUUGAAAAGCAGCUCAAGGGCUACGAUGGGCAAACCGGUGCCGCGUUCAUUAGCCUUGACGGCUCAUCUGGCGGCGAGAUCGAGGAGCGGUUCAUAAAGGGACUAUAUCGCGCUUUGCGGAAAAUGGGUCUGCCAGGUUAUGCUCUUCCCAGGCUUGUGGCCGUCACAAAUGAGCUUGCGGCCGUGGGUGACACCUUCAAGCAUGCCAAACAGAGUGUCAAGAGCCUUGACUGGAGUCCGGACGCCUCGGACAGUGGUAUGCGGAAAUACUGGCUCGAUUCUGAAGCUCAGACGUACAAACCGAUUGAUGCGAAGAGCUGGGCCACCAUCGAAACUGGUCAAGCCAAGUUAUGAGAGCCCUUGAAUAGGCGACACAGAAACAAGUUUUCUAUAAGAUUAACGGCGAGGCUGUUGCCAGGCCCAUCUAGAAGCGAUUCAGGAUUCAUGUUGAUCAAGUCUCCAUAGCUAUGCCCAAAAGCUCAAUCGGGGUGUAUGAC
This is a messenger RNA of Exophiala xenobiotica, 2081 nucleotides long. RefSeq lists its product as uncharacterized. Gene Ontology annotation, molecular function: long-chain fatty acid-CoA ligase activity; long-chain fatty acid transmembrane transporter activity. NCBI's taxonomy places the organism in Eukaryota, Fungi, Ascomycota, Eurotiomycetes, Chaetothyriales, Herpotrichiellaceae. The coding region runs from base 1 to 1938 and encodes 645 amino acids. The record is from RefSeq and is a predicted model, not a curated record. The transcript is spliced from 3 exons.